Messenger RNA from Jaculus jaculus (lesser Egyptian jerboa), 10218 nucleotides. RefSeq names its product Ras association (RalGDS/AF-6) and pleckstrin homology domains 1 (gene Raph1). Gene Ontology annotation, biological process: signal transduction. The coding region runs from base 110 to 4027 and encodes 1305 amino acids. The transcript is spliced from 16 exons. Gene Ontology annotation, cellular component: plasma membrane; cytosol. Lineage: Eukaryota; Metazoa; Chordata; Mammalia; Rodentia; Dipodidae. The record is from RefSeq and is a predicted model, not a curated record.
GACGAGGCGGCGGCGGCGGCGGGGAGAGGACUAACGAGCAAGCGGCUGACCUGCUCGGGGCCGUCGCGACGUUAACCGGGGCUGCCGGGUGGACCGAGCGGCUGCCGCGAUGGAGCAGCUAUCAGAUGAAGAAAUUGACCAUGGUGCUGAAGAAGAUAGUGACAAGGAAGAUCAAGACCUGGACAAAAUGUUUGGAGCCUGGCUUGGGGAACUGGACAAACUUACUCAGAGUUUAGAUUCUGACAAGCCCACAGAACCAGUGAAAAGAUCUCCUCUUCGCCAAGAAACGAAUAUGGCCAAUUUUUCUUACCGUUUCUCCAUAUACAAUUUGAAUGAAGCCCUGAAUCAAGGAGAGACUGUGGAUCUGGAUGCCCUGAUGGCUGAUCUCUGCUCUAUAGAGCAGGAGCUCAGCAGUAUUGGUUCAGGAAAUAGUAAGCGUCAAAUCACAGAAACAAAAGUUACUCAGAAGUUACCUGCUAGUCGACACACUUCAAAACAUGGCACCUUGAGAGGAUUGUCUUCUUCAUGUAAUAGGAAAUUGUCUUCUUCAUCUAAACCUUCCCAUGCUAACUACUCCUUGGAUGACAUCACUGCACAAUUAGAACAAGCCUCCUUAAGCAUGGAUGAGGCAGCUCAGCAAUCUGUUCUAGAAGACUCUAAGCCCUUGGUAACAAAUCAGCACAGGAGAACUGCAUCAGCAGGCACAGUGAGUGAUGCUGACGUACACUCCAUUAGUAACUCCUCUCGGUCAAGCGUUACUUCCGCGGCUUCCAGCAUGGAUUCUUUGGAUAUUGAUAAAGUAACACGCCCUCAGGAACUGGAUCUGACGCAGCAGGGCCAGCCAAUUACUGAGCAUGCUAUUUCUCUGAGAUGUCCCAGCAAGCAGGCCAAGCGUCACAUUGACUUCACUGAAGAACAGGCUGAGCUGACACCUCACUCCUAUCUGGACAGGGAAACCUCCCUUCUUCUGAGAAACAUUGCAGGAAAACCUUCUCAUUUGCUGACCAAGGAAGAACAGGCAGCAAAACUGAAAGCUGAGAAGAUCAGAGUUGCCCUGGAGAAGAUUAAAGAAGCACAAGUAAAAAAGCUGGUGAUUAGAGUCCACAUGUCUGAUGACAGUUCUAAAACAAUGAUGGUGGAUGAGAGGCAGACAGUGAGACAAGUGCUGGAUAAUCUGAUGGACAAAUCCCAUUGUGGUUACAGUUUAGACUGGUCGCUGGUGGAAACCAUUUCUGAAUUACAAAUGGAGAGAAUCUUUGAAGACCAUGAAAAUUUGGUUGAAAAUCUUCUUAAUUGGACAAGAGAUAGCCAAAACAAGCUUAUAUUUAUGGAGCGUAUAGAAAAAUACGCACUUUUCAAAAACCCACAGAAUUAUCUUCUAGGGAAGAAGGAAACAGCUGAAAUGGCAGAUAGAAACAAAGAAGUGCUACUAGAGGAAUGUUUCUGUGGGAGUUCUGUAACUGUACCAGAAAUUGAAGGAGUUCUUUGGUUGAAAGAUGAUGGCAAGAAGUCCUGGAAAAAACGUUAUUUUCUCUUGAGAGCAUCUGGUAUCUACUAUGUCCCUAAAGGAAAAGCAAAGGUCUCCCGGGAUCUAGUGUGCUUUCUCCAGCUGGAUCAUGUCAAUGUUUACUAUGGCCAGGACUAUCGGAACAAAUACAAAGCACCUACGGACUACUGUCUAGUAUUAAAGCACCCACAGAUCCAGAAGAAAUCCCAAUAUAUCAGAUAUCUUUGUUGUGACGAUGUGAGGACCCUGCAUCAGUGGGUCAAUGGAAUCCGCAUUGCAAAAUACGGGAAACAACUCUACAUGAAUUAUCAAGAAGCUUUGAAGAGAACAGAGUCAGCUUAUGAUUGGACUUCUUUAUCCAGCUCCAGCAUUAAAUCAGGAUCCAGUUCUUCUAGCAUCCCAGAGUCUCAGUCAAAUCACUCCAAUCAGUCCGAUAGUGGAGUGUCUGACACCCAGCCAGUAGGACACAUGCGUUCCCAAAGCAUUGUGAGUUCCAUCUUCUCUGAAGCCUGGAAACGAGGCACUCAGUUGGAAGAAUCUAGCAAGGCCAGAAUGGAAUCUAUGAAUCGGCCCUACACUUCACUUAUACCCCCUCUAUCCCCACAAACUAAGGUCAUCACCCCCUAUACUGCUUCACAGCCUUCACCCCCUCUGCCUCCCCCUCCCCCUCCACCCCCUCCUCCCCCGCCCCCACCCCCUCCACCCCCUCCUCCUCUUCCCAGCCAGUCUGCACCUUCUGUGGGCUCAAGAGCCUCUAUGUUUGUCAAGUACAGUACAAUCACCAGGCUGCAGAACGCAGCUCAGCAUUCAGGGCCCCUGUUUAAGCCUCCACCUCCCCCAGUAAUGCAGCCUCUGCCCUUGGCCUCACAGUCCACCAAACCUCAGAUCCUAGUGGCCCCCAGUGGAGUUGUCCCACCACCCCCUCCCCCUCCACCGCCCCCAACUCCUGGCUCAGCAAUGGCCCAGUUAAAGCCAGCACCCUGUGCCCCAUCCCUUCCACAGUUCAGUCCCCCACCUCCUCCACUGAAGAUCCAUCAAGUCCAGCAUGUUCCUCAGGUGGCUCCUCCCACCCAUGCAGCCUUUCCUCCCCAAGCCCCUCCCAAGCCUCAUGUGCCCAUCCCUCCUCCAGCCAGCUCCAAGAGUGUGCCACCAGUUGUGCCACAAGCCACCCCACCCACCCCUAAUCCUCCUGUGCCCCCAACAAAAAAGCAGGCAAAUAUCCCCAUUUCUCAUGUCCCACCCUCUUCCCCUGCUCCUCCUACCCCGUGCCCCCCACCCACACUCCCCAAACAGCAGAGCUUCACUGUGAAGCCACCUGCCUCCCCACUGUCCCCAGUACCCACAGUAGUAAAGCAGAUGGCCUGCCACUUCCCACCCCCUCCUCCUCCUCCUCCUAUGGACUCUCAGCCUCUAAAGCCUCUCCCAACAUGUGUCACCCCACAGUCCCCUCCUGCUGUAAAAGCAAAACCCAAGUGGCAACCCAACUCCAUCCCUGUCCCUUCUCCAGAUUUCCCUCCACCCCCUCCUGAGAGCAGCCUAGUGUUUCCUCCUCCACCACCUCCUCCAGCCCCAGUCCCUGCCCCAUCACCAGUGCCUCCCAUGGCCUCACCCACCCCUGAGAAAGGCGGAUCUCCAGGCAAAAAGCCAAGUAAGAUGUCCAGCCCUGGGGGGAAGAAACCACCCCCAACCCCACAGCGCAACUCCAGCAUUAAGUCCAGCACUUGUGCCGAGCUCGCCGAGCCUAAGCGACCCUCAGUAGACAGUCUAGUCAGCAAGUUUGCACCGCCAGCAGAACCAGGGUCUCCCAUCAAGGAAACCCCACCUCCUCCUGCAGCACCCCCCAAACCUGGGAAACUACACCUUUCUGGAGUCAACCUCCCUGGUAUCCACCAACAGGGUGUGUCGGCAAAAAUCUGUGUUCUGAGUGGGCACGGAAAGGACUCUGUGGUAGAAUUUCCAUCUCCUCCAUCUGAUUCUGACUUUCCACCCCCUCCACCUGAAAUAGAGCUUCCUCUGCCCCCCAUUGAUAUUCCAGCAGUAUUCUCGGGAAACACCUCUCCAAAAAUAGCUGUUGUUAAUCCUCAGCCACAACUAUGGUCUAAAACGUCAGUGAAGAAGGCCCCUCCACCCACUAGACCCAAACGCAACGACAGCACCCGCCUCACUCAAGCUGAAAUAUCUGAGCAGCCAGCAUCGACCACGGUUGUGCCACAAGUGCCCACCUCUCCCAAGUCCAGCCUUAGCGUCCAGCCUGGAUUCCUGGCUGACCUCAACAGGACACUGCAACGAAAGUCCAUCACCCGGCAUGGCUCACUUUCCUCCUCCCGCAUGUCCAGAGCAGAACCCACAGCCACCAUGGAUGACAUGGCAUUGCCCCCACCACCUCCAGAACUGCUGUCUGAUCAACAGAAGGCUGGUUUCGGAGGCAGUCAUAUUUCAGGCUAUGCAACACUGCGGAGAGGACCUCCUCCUGCUCCCCCCAAAAGAGACCAGAAUACCAAGCUCUCAAAAGACUGGUAGCCACAAGACUUUAUUUUCAUGAUAUCUACAAUCAUUUCAGGUGUUCAGAGUCUCCUAGUAUGUUAUUCAGGUAGUGUCCAGCUAUAUGUGUGUGUGUGUACAUGAGCAUGUACACACAUAGCUAUACAGAUUGUGUGUGUAUAUAUAUAUGUAUACAUCUGUGAAUGUGUAUAUAUAGAGAGAACUGAGUGGUUCUAUUUAUUCCUCUCCUGACCUAAUCAGAAAAUGGGGUUUUGUGAUUUGGGGUGGAAGAGGCAUGGAAGGGGGUGUAUUCUGUCUCUUACAGUUUCUUUUGUCUAUCAUGUGGGGUGGACCAAAUUUAGAGGCAUUUCCUAAGUUUCUGUCCAUGUGUUGCCUAUUUGUGCAUGUGUUACAGAAUCAAGUAAGAUGGACAGUGUGCUCUUUCUCUGAGAAAACCACCAGCUUGGCAUAUCCAUAGGGCUUUUUGUUGUUAUUUUUUACCCAGUUGGCUAAUGUUAGAACUGCUUGACUGACAUUUCAUACACACAAGGGUCACUUUAAAUCAGGAAAUUAAUUUCACAGAGUGAAUAAAUAGUGCAGGAAGGGGAAAUUUUUAAGUAAUUUUUGUGGUUGUACAUAGGAAGUAAAUUCAUAGUGUAACCAAACCAUUCUAGUCACAGUACUCCUAAAUGAACCUACCCACAUCUAGGAUGUGUUCACAGGUAAGCUCUUUGACUACAAAACAUGGAAAAUGUAAUGGGAUAAGCCUAGGUAAUUUUGAGUCUGUCUUAGGAAGUCUCAUCAACUUGGCUUCAUGAUUCUCGUUUUCAUGUUAGUGCCCAAUACAGUAUUACUGUAAUGCACUCACCCAGUAUAUCUUUGGGUCACAGUUACCUUCUUACUUAGUGUGUGCUUUAGGUAAAUGCUGGUACCUGUGGACAGUCAGUACAUGAAAUGGGCACACCCUGUGCCCAACAUGGUGCACCCUGACACAAACCAAGUCACCUGCAAUGCUUGUCUUUUUCUGUGCAUUGCUCUCUAGGAGGAGAAGUAAGAGAACAAAAGUGGGCCUUGUUCACAUAUCCUUAAUCAGGUUAUAAUGCAAAGAAUCCAUUAGGCAUGGAAUUAUCCUGGAAGGAAAAGAAAUAAAUGAGCCAUUCCAUAAUUUCAUCCAUUGCUAUUGGAACUACCAGGUCCUUUGCUGUUUAUAGCCUAGUUUUUGAGAUGUGUCCAGGUUACCAGGAAUUCUGAUGGAGCAGUGUCAAAGUCCAUGGAAGUAUGUAUGCAUUAUGUAUGCAUCUACAGCUUGGUGUAACAAGGAUUCGUGGAUCUAAUGACACACCACACUUCUGGAUGCUUCACCCUAUCUUCUAAAUGCUUUUGUUACUUUUUCCUGAUACAUAAGAAAAGGCAGGUACUUGUUUCAUCCAUUUUGAUACAUUGUUAGGAAUAAAAUGCAAUCUUAGAGCUACAUUUAAGCAAGAGAAUAAAACCCAGCCAUACUAGCAAUUACAAAUUCUAGUUACAUAUCUUAAAAAGCUUGUGCCUGUUUGUAAGGAUUACCAGUGCCAAGUACAGAAAUCUUUUAGUCUUGCCCUACAAGGAGAAAGUGACACAAUUGAAGUGGGGCAAAAAUGAACAGCCUUGAGUAUAAAAUCAUGUAUUGUGUGCACCAGGUAUCACUACAACCCAUUCUCAAGAAAGAACUGCAUCAUAGAGCAAAUGUCACUUCUAUCAUAUGUCCACUGUUCAGUAAUCACAUGGUUAUGGAUAAAUAGGAAUAUAUACUAUUGUAUGCUUUUUUAAAGGCCUAUUUAUCUAUUUUUGGAUCUAACAAAUUGUUCAGGAAGUGAUCUUUUUAACAUGUCUGCACUGUAAAAAGUAUGUAUAGCAAAUAUGGGUCAUCUUUGAGUACAGAAUGCCAAGCUCCCCUGGGAUUAGAGUGAAAUAAUUUCCCAUGUUCUUAAUACUGCUGCUUUACAUUCAUUCUAAGACCACCCAGACUUGUAAAGAGUUAAGAAUAUGGAUCCAAUUAUCCUGAAUUUGCAUCUCUAGGCCUUUGUCUUAUUUUUGUCAUUUCAGAUUAGCAUAUGUAGAUGACUUCAGCUUAAGUGGGAAAAAGUAUGCCUCCAAUCUUCUUUCUCCCAUGAUUUGAGCCCUAAACCAACAGCCUUUGUGUUUUGUUUUGUUUCUGUGUGAAUUUCCUGGGAUUUCUUAUUCCUACCCAUCCUGAGUCACUGCUCCAACUUUCUUGGAAGAGCAGAACACUAGUAAUGUGCCAAGAAAGGAGGGGGAGUAUCCAUGUCAUUCCUACUCCCAGUCCAGUGGCACAUUCCCAUUACAUUUCUCUAAUGAUAGAAAUAGCUAUUAUCAAAAAGAACAAAAAAUUCUAAAUUGCUGAAUAAUGAAAUGAAAACUUAAAGGGAAAUAUUUAAUGGUUUUGAAUACUCGGGGCUUGCUUUAAUUUGGGUUUGGGUGGGAUAUAGUUUGGUUUGUUCUUUGGUGUGCUCCUAGAAAACACCUACUGCCAGAUGACACAAGUACUGUGCCUUCUUCCACUGCCUUUGACUCUGCAGAUCCAGCCCACGUGGCUUCUUCAGGCCCAGGAAAGAUACCCUGACAGAUGUGUUGGCUAUACUGACAAGUGAACAGGAUAGAGGAGCCCACUGGUACCCACUGAGGUUGUGAUUUGCUUGACUAAUGACAUCCUUACUACUAACUGAACAUUGCAUCAUUCAGUGCAACUCUGAAGAGCAGCAGGAUCUCAGCUAAUAGAACUUAAGAUCCCCAGGUGGUAGUAUCAGUAUUAAGACUGUUCUCUAUUGAGUUUACUAGCUUGACUUACUACUCAAAUGCUCACUUGAAAAACUAUUAAGAUUUUACAGACUUAACUGGAUUUUAAUUUUUUUUUUUUUGGACUUUUUAAAAAUGAAAAGGGCUGGAUCUUAAGAAAAGUGACCCAGAGGUAGGUGUGGUGGCUCAACCCGAGACCCAGCAUUCUGGAGGCUGAGGUAGAAUCGUUUUGAGACCAACUUGGGGCUACAGAAUGAGUUUCGGGUCAGCCUGAGCUCAGUGAGACCCUGCCUCCAAAAAAAGAAAAAACUAUUUCAUCUGACAGCUCUACUUUCAAAGUAAUAGAGAUAUGACAGUGUUUUACAUUCCACUAAAAUUAAGGUGCUUCCCACCCGCUGACUUUGGAAUAUCUUGCAAAGGGCUGAGAACUACUUUGGGUCCCCUCUGUGUAUGUUUACUUUGUUGCUAAUAUGUUCAGUGUCAAGUUUCAAUUGGGAAGUCAUGAUUCAAGAGAGUAACAGAACAGUUAGGAACUAUACAUCCAUUUCAAGUUUCAGAAGCUGCCAUUCCAGCAGAAAACAACCAGGUUGUGGCUGUGGCAAGGGCAGUUACAAACUGGCCUGCAGAACGUAUCAGGUAACAGUGUGGAUUGUUCCUCCUACUUAGAUAAGCAUUUUUCGCCUUCGCUCCUGAACUAAAUCAUUUUCAUAUUAAAAACAAGGCAGUUUUUAAGCUAGUAAAACUGCAUGCCUGUGUUCACACCUUUGGAGCAGCCCUGAUGUAGUCCCACAGAUUUUAUUGCAGUUGAUACCAUUAAACCAGUGACCCUGUAUAGUUAUGGAUAUGAUUACUUGAUUUCCAUAAAAUAGGUAUUUAGGUUUAUGCACUUAAUGAGAGGGGGGUGGCUUUAAAAAAUCAAUCUCACCAGGUGUGGUGGCCUACACCUUUAAUCCCAGCACUCGGGAGGCAGAGGUAGGAGGAUUGCCUUGAGUUUGAGGCCACCCUGAGACUCCAUAGUGAAUUCUACAUCAGCCUGGGCUUGAGUGAGAUCCUACCUCAAAAAACAAAAACAACUCUUAGAUUGCAAAGACCUCUUGGCACUCUCUUUCUUCCUCACCCUUACAUUAUCUGAUAUAGCUUGAGGCCUCCCUGACUACAGGAAUUCGUGACCUCUUAAGUUAAAAUUGGACCCAGAGAAAUCCAGGAACAGAAUACCAACACCAACCUUAGUAUGUUUCUUUUAAAAUCCAGUGAAAAUAGUUACACCUUUACCACUGUGAAAAAACAAACAGUGCUUAGUUCUUACUGUGCCCUUGAGAAGUCUGUAUGUAAAAGAAAUCUAAAAUCUAGGCGAAGAAUAAACUUGUUCAAUAUAACAAAACAUACUCGAUAGACACACUUGAAGGGGGAAGGACCUCCUCUAAUUGGUUUACCUUGUAAUAGUGAAAACUAUUUGCUGUAAUCCCAGUGCCUUGAACUCUUUGGAGAGGAAUAGCAUUUAAAACACACACACACACACACAAACUUAUGAGGUGCUAAUGAAAGAGAAGGUAUUUUUCUAGUUUGGGCAGAAACGGAAAAAGUGACUGUCUUACAAGAGGGCUUCAUUACCUAGAACAGGGCCUGGCUGUUUUCUACCAAAGACAGAAGUGAAUCAAGUCAGUGGUGGGACUACUACAGAUUUUAAGAGGCAGCCAUGUUCAGCAUCAUGGGUAACUAAAUCCUCACUGCACAGAUGUUGAAGCCUCAACUUCUUAGGCUAUAAAAUUUAAAGACAGCACUUAUCAGGAUGUGUAGGUGGAAACCCUAAAUUUUGGGAUUUCCCAUUAACUAGUACCAAAACUUUUUUUUUCAUGAUUCCACCUCUUAGUUUUUCUGUAUUUGUAAAUAAGCUCUUCUAGGAAAUGAGUAUUAACUGGAAUGUUUCAAAUGACUUUAUCAUCCACUAGUGAACUUUUACAGAGAAGUAUGUUUAAGGUAAAGAUAUCAUUAGCUUGUGCAAAGUGUUGUACAAACAUUGUUUACCACUUUAAAGGAAGUUGCACAUUAUAUUUAACUGGGACUAUUUCUUCUUUUCCCCAUUUCUUGAAAAAAAAAAAUUGUCAAGGCUCAUGCUAAAUUCUAGCUGUUGAAGCUUUGCCACAAAUAGAUAUAAUGUAGAAAUAUGUACUUUUUUAAAGCAUGAAGAUGACAAACAUUUCAAAGCACCAGGUAGAGGACAUUAUUCAGAGAUUAUUCACAGCUCGGUAAAGAUGAAGUUAUGGUUUCUUUCAGCCUUGUUGCUGUUUUCUUCUGCAUAAAUGUAUGCUCCCAUUUCAUAUGUGCCUUGCUCCCUGAUUGUGUAAAGCUAUAUAUAAACAAAUAUAUAUAUAUGAAAGAGAUAUAUUCAUUCAGUACUACUGAUGUUUUUGUUCUAUUGCUGGAUUAAGUUAUUUUGUUACUUUUGCCAGUUGUCAGUAAACUAUUGUAAUGAUCUAGGACAGUAGUCAUACAGCCAUUGUCAAUUUGUUUUUCCAUUUACAUGUUUUAUGUCAACUUACCCAAUCCCUAACUUUUUUAAAGAUUACAUUGAAACACAGGGACCUUUAAUGUUACUGGGCAGGCACCAUUAAGAACCCAGUUUGGGGGACUGGAUGUCUGGCCUAGCAAUUAAGGUGCUUGCCUGCAAAGCCUAAGGAUCCAGGCUCGAUUCGCCAGACCCCAUGUAAGCCAGAUGUACAAGGUGAUGCAUGCACCUGGAGUUCACUUUCAGUGGCUAGAGGCCCUGGUGCACCCAUUCUCUCCACCUCUGGGAGGAGGAUACAGAAGACAAAAGAUGGGGAAUGCAGAGAAUAGGAGCCAGACUAAGAAGCAAGGUAGAGGGACAGAGGUCAAAUGGCAGACGAGGAUCACCAGGGGAAGAGACAAGCUGUCUCUGAAAUAAGAUCAGUAGAAAACUGGCUAAGGGCAUUGCUAAGUCAGGGGAGUGGGAGUUAGGCAAUAUAAACAUCUGAGGUUGUAUCAAUCAGGCUGCUGCUCUCUUCAUUUUGACUCCAUCUUGGGACUCCUCCCACCUAACAUUUUGAAGAUUUGGAAAUAAGAUGUUAGGACUGCCCUGCCAAGUUAGACAUAAAAUGUAUGUUCUGAUGCUUUUUUUUUUUUGAGACAGCGAGGCUGGGGGAGAGAGGGGCAGAAAAUUGGCAGGCCAGGGCCUCCAGCCACUGUAGUCUUACUCCAGACGUGUGUGCCACAUAGUGUAUUCACAGGCAAGCGCCUUAAUUGCUAAGCCAUCUCUCAAGCUGCUCUGGUGCUUCCAAAUAACUGUUAUUUAUCAAACUGAAAAAAGCAGCAGCAGCUCUCCCACUUCGCUCAUCACAUCUGUCAGUUCUACUGGUUGUGGAAACUCCUGUACCUCUGAAUGAAAACCAGUAAUAAACAGCACUUUCCCCAACCCACAA